ACUAAUCAGGCAUGCGUAAUGAGUCGGUUGCCAUGGUUACAAUUUGAUUUCUAUCCAAGAUGGCGGCGGGUCUAGACGUGAAAAUAAACACAGAUCACGAUCCUUGAAGACCAUAUAUCUCAGUUGCUGGCCACGUUUUCCCCAUAAAGGGCAGUUUAUAAGAUCAACGGACGUCACUAGCAGAAAGGCGUUGCCAUGGCCGAGCCACAGCCGGAGGAUGACCUGCUCAAGUCGCUGGAGUCCAAGUUCUCGGCCAUGUUUGACUACACGCAGUGGCAGAGAACCAGAGCUGCAGUCGCCAGUGCCAAGUCAACCAAGACUAACAAAACUGUAAAGAGUCAGGCUACCUCAUCCCGAGUCACACCAGAUGAAACCUUGGACACACGGACAGUUGGCACAGCCUGCUCCUCCACAUGUAAGCACUCCUGGAACAGGAAGGACCUGUACCACAUACUGGAUGAGAAGGCAGCAAAGGAAGCCAAAAAGAAGGAAAUAGAAGACAAUAUCAUGAAGAUGAGAAUAAAAGCAAGAAUGCAAACCGUGGAUGAGUACACCAAGAGAUACGAGUAUUUAUUGUCAGAAAAUAAAAAGUUGCAAGCAGAAAUUCAGGGAACAGAAAAACAGACUCAUAGAGACACAACAAAACUCCUUAGAAAAUAUGAGAAGUGUCGGGGGGCAGUAUCUACAAUCAAUAGCAAGUUUCACCAGGACCUGGAGUCAGCCCAGGCAGAUCUCGAGGAGACAACAGAGAGGCUGAACAGGGAUCUUGAAAAUCUUCAUGGUGAGCUGAGGGCAGUAGAACACAGACUUAAGUUGAAACAGGAGGAACUCCAUGUACUGGUCACAUACAAGGACAAGGAGUACCCAUCUAAGGCUCUGAAAAUAUCAGGGCUUGAGACGGAACUUAAAGACUUGGCUGCAGAGCAAGAGGAGGAGUUGUCUGAGUUGAACAGAAUCAUCCACAUCGAGAGAACAAGUUUUGAGAGGCAGAAGGUUGCAGAUAACCAGGCUAUGACUUCCAAUGUCACAGAGCUGAUACACCAGGCCCUAUCUGACAACCCUGAUGCCCAGAAAUCCAUAUCAGCCAUGCACGGCAGCCUGAAGGACAUGGCCUUACAGAACGCUGUCAUGAAGAAAGAGAUAGAGGUGCAUCGUGGGGAGAGGGAAACCUUGAAGCAGGACAUCUUGCUCCUGGAAGCUGAGCUAAAACAGCUCAUCAAGGAUCCCAAGUCACAAGUCCUUCAGCAGAUCUUCCCCCACUUUUUCCCAAAGGAACCAAAAUGUACCCCAGACAUGGAUGUGGUCCUGGACAUCCCCACACAGGAGUACCUACCUAUCUAGAAGGGCAAUUGAUAGCAGUUUUUUUAUAGUAUAAAAAUGUGUGGAUAGCAAUGUGAAAAUUUGCUAGAUUUAACUCAGUGAAAAUUAUAUAAUGGAUAUUUGUACAUGCUUGAUUAUUUUGACUACAUAUCACUAGAUAUUAUUGGUACUAAAUCAGCUGCUAUAUUGUUUUAAUUCUGAAGAAAGAAUACCGUCCAAAAUUAUACUAAUGCAGUAUGACUAAUGCUUUUAAGAAAUGCAAUCAAAUUUUUAAAGAUAUUUUUAAGUAAGAGAGCAUUUUUUUCAGCAUCAUUCUAUCUGAAAUGCUCAAAUGUAAAUAUGAUAGAUAAUAUACCAUUUCAUAUUUUUGUUGUGAGAGCCAGUUUUCCAACAAUUUUUCAGGGGGAAAAUUUGUUACAUGUAAUUUGUGUUACAUAUCAUACAGGUAUAUAUGCUGAAAGCAAUAAAUUCAUGUGUUCACAGAAAAAAUCACCUUGUCAUCGUCUCCUUUGACUGAUAAUAAAUAUCAUAUGGAGAUAAGAGAAUAUUAAUACCAAAUAUCAAAGACUUGUCCCCUAUCUGUGCAAGAUUGAUACCUUCUGGCCUGUUUCCUAAAAGUAUAGAAUGAAGAUCUGAUCAUUCAUGUUGAGAACCAUAAUGCCAAUCUG
Branchiostoma belcheri (Belcher's lancelet) is the source of this 1988-nucleotide messenger RNA. RefSeq lists its product as uncharacterized. The coding region runs from base 196 to 1341 and encodes 381 amino acids. Lineage: Eukaryota; Metazoa; Chordata; Leptocardii; Amphioxiformes; Branchiostomatidae. The transcript has 12 exons. The record is from RefSeq and is a predicted model, not a curated record.